AUGAACAUCCCCAAAAACUUAGGUACCAACGCAGAGCCGGUGGCGAAGGAUGGAAGUAGCUUAGCCCCCCCUAUAUCCCGAAAGACCCUGCACCAGAAAAUCCUAGGAAAGCUACGGCCACUGCCCUUCCAGUACCACUGGACAGUCUGGUACGAGAAACACUCAAAAUCGGUAAAUUACGACGAGAGAUUAUUUGUUCUUCACGAAGACGUCGCGGAUAUUGGUACUUUUUACCGAGUUUACAAUAAUUACCCCUGGGAUAAAGUGAAGCUGCGAGACACAGUUCAUAUUUUCCGCAAGGGCACCAAACCUGUAUGGGAGGAUCCAGAGAACCUCAAAGGCGGGUGCUGGACAUUCCGAGUGCCGAAAGUGAAAAGCCAGGCGUUUUUCCAUGAAAUUGCGAUCCUCUGCAUGGCUAAUGAGUUCCAAGCUGCGCUUGAAGCCGAGCACGAUCACGUUCUCGGAGUCUCCACCUCCGUGCGAUUUAAUUCGCAUCUAAUCUCCAUAUGGAACAAGUCCGGAUCGAAUUCCAAAGCCAUCAAAGCACUCGAAGAUACAAUCAUAGAACGGCUAUCCCCAGAUCUAAGGCCGUCAUCCACACAGUCGUACUUUUACAAACGCCACGACGAGCACGAGGGCUACAAAGCUGCGCUAGAGACACAGGAUGGCUCCACGGGCAAUAGCGUCUUAAGAUAA
Messenger RNA from Paracoccidioides brasiliensis Pb18, 696 nucleotides. RefSeq lists its product as uncharacterized. Bases 1 to 696 code for a protein of 231 amino acids. Gene Ontology annotation, cellular component: eukaryotic translation initiation factor 4F complex. Gene Ontology annotation, molecular function: RNA 7-methylguanosine cap binding; translation initiation factor activity. The record is from RefSeq and is a predicted model, not a curated record. The transcript has 2 exons. Gene Ontology annotation, biological process: translational initiation.